Messenger RNA from Aspergillus versicolor CBS 583.65, 306 nucleotides. RefSeq lists its product as uncharacterized. The record is from RefSeq and is a predicted model, not a curated record. The transcript has 2 exons. The coding region runs from base 1 to 306 and encodes 101 amino acids. Lineage: Eukaryota; Fungi; Ascomycota; Eurotiomycetes; Eurotiales; Aspergillaceae. Gene Ontology annotation, cellular component: mitochondrial inner membrane peptidase complex.
AUGGCUCCCCUCGUCCCCGUCUUCUCUGCCGAAAAGCUUCCGGAACAUGUGAACAUUGUGACCAAGAACUUCCAGGAAAAGCGCCGCAAGGGCGGUGCGGUGGAGCUCGAAAAAUGCAAGCUUUUGGAAAUGGUACAAUAUUCAUGCAACCCUCCUCAAGACGGGGUCCCCAAACCGGGGGUUGUGGUCUGCAAACCGGUGGUACGACUGUUCAGGCGAUGCGCAGGAGGAUUAACUGUCGAGACAACUUCAUGGGAACCUAUUCGGCAAGCGGAAGAAGAUGCAAAGCGAAAAGGCGAGGCCUAG